AUGUUACAGCCAUUGCCAAGUGACUCUGGUGAAACCUGCAAUGGUACCAGUGCUUUAUCUCAAGAUGGUGCUUCUGUCUGUGAUGAACUUACUGAAGUCAAAGACGCAAUUGUUAGUAUUACAACUAAUAAAUCAGAAGAAGUUUUUCAAAAUUCAGAUAGUGAAGAAAACAGCCACAACCUACCAGUUUCACAAAAUGUGAUAGAAGAAGGACCCACCUGUUCUCAGAAAAAUUAUUCCAGUCCUCAAAUGAUAAUCUGUCAACUGAAAAGUGGCACUCAUAUAUUCUGCAUCAACAAUACUGAAACAAGAGAGUUGAAAGCAGUGCAUUUGGUUCCUCACAAUCAAGAGCAGCAAAAGUAUCUCCAGCCAGGUAUUGCAAUUCUGGAAAAUAAAGACAAUAUAUCAGAGGCAAGUAACUCUGUAACAUCUGUACUGGGACAGUUUCUGCCAGUUAUGGGUAAACUGAAUGUAUGUGCACAAGAGCUUGAUAAUGGAGCCACACAUGUCUGCCAUUCAGAUCCAAAUUUUCAAGAAUCAACAAAAUUGGCUGCAGUUGGGUUGCCUUGUGGUUCCUGGGAUGCAAAGUCAAAAAGGCCUUGUAACUGUACUAAGUCACAGUGUCUCAAAUUGUACUGUGAUUGCUUUGCCAAUGGUGAUUUCUGCUAUAACUGCAACUGUAAUAAUUGUUACAAUAAUCCACAACAUGAAAUAGAACGGUUUAAUGCCAUUAAGGUAAUAUAAGCUUGUCUUGACAGAAACCCAGAAGCUUUUCUGCCAAAGAUUGGAAAAGGAAAACUUGGAGAUAUCAAGCCCAGACAUAACAAAGGAUGUAACUGUAAGCGUUCGGGGUGCUUAAAGAAUUACUGUGAAUGCUUUGAGGCUAAAAUUAUGUGUUCAUCUAUCUGUAAAUGUGUUGGCUGCAAAAAUUAUGAAGAAAGCCCAGAGCGAAAAACACUAAUCAAUAUGCCGAACGAUAUGGAGAUUAAAAGUCAUGAAGAAAAUGAUGCUGUAUCAUUUUCUAAUUUAGGAAUAUGGUCAAAUCCCAGAAAAGACAGUAGGCAAUCUAAUACAUGUAUAUCAUGGGAAGUGGUGGAGGCAACAUGUGCCUGUCUCCUGGCACAAGCUGAAGAGGCAGAAAAAGAAGCUUACUCUGUUUGUUUAGCAGAACGAAUGAUCUUAGAAGAAUUUGGGAGAUGCUUAUCACAGAUUCUUCACUCUGAAUUUAAAUCUAAAGGACUGAAAGUUGAAUAAAGCAUCUCAGUUACCAAUCCACAAUAUGAUCUAAAGGGUUGC
This is a messenger RNA of Anolis sagrei ordinatus, 1296 nucleotides long. NCBI's taxonomy places the organism in Eukaryota, Metazoa, Chordata, Lepidosauria, Squamata, Anolidae. The record is from RefSeq and is a predicted model, not a curated record.